CGCACUUCUGCGUUAGUCUUUCAUGUGAACACUUGUGAAUUCUUAACGAGUUUUUUUAGUUUCAAAUUAAAAAUUAUCCGUCAAAAUGGAUGAUAUUUGCAAUGCAAGAUCCUACAUCAAUCUUGGAUUUGACAACGAUCUUGUGGACAAUUUAAAAUCAAGCAAACAAGGAGACUUGCUUAAAGGAAACGUAGAAAGGGAUACCGAAAUUGUUUUUGGCGGAUCUCGACCGACUACAUACUGUUGGAAAAAUGUUGAAGUUCAGUUGGAAGUAAAUCAAAGUCAUUGUUUCAAUGGGAUGGCCCGAGUUCAGAAAAAAAUUCUCAAAAGUGUCACAGGAUGUCUCAAGCCGGGAGAAUUUCUCGCCAUCAUGGGAGCGAGUGGAGCUGGAAAGACUACUCUUCUCAAUUGCCUGACAUUUAGAAACGCUAGGAAAUUGAAAAUCAACGGCGAGAGGUACCUCAAUGGAGCGGAAGUUAACACGGACAUCCUCGCGCGAAUCUCCGGAUUCGUACAGCAAGACGAUCUGUUUAUCCCAACGCUCACUGUCAAGGAACAUCUGCAAUUCCAGGCCUUGUUGCGGAUGGACAAACAUUUGAGUUACGAAGAAAGAAUGAAUCGGGUUGACAAUGUGAUCCUAGAAUUAGGACUCAGUCAGUGCAUCAACACCGUCAUUGGCCUUCCAGAAAGAGAUCUCAAAAGCAUUUCUGGAGGCGAAAGGAAGCGACUGGCAUUUGCCUCAGAGGUUUUGACCAAUCCGUCGCUGAUUUUCUGUGAUGAACCUACUUCCGGUCUCGAUUCUUUCAUGGCCCACAACGUCGUUCAAAUUUUGAAAAACUUUGCACUUUCGGGCAAAUCGGUCAUCUGUACGAUACAUCAACCGUCAUCCGAAGUUUUUUCGCUUUUUGAUCGAAUUCUAUUAAUGGCCGAGGGUAGGACGGCCUUCCUUGGCCCAGCUGGUGAUGCCCUGCCCUUUUUCUCCAACCUGGGUUUCCCUUGCCCACCCAAUUAUAACCCUGCCGACUUUUUCAUUCAUACUCUGGCCACCCAAGGGAUGGAAUCGAGUAAGGAAAAGAUCAAAAUGAUUUGUGAUGCUUAUGACACUUCAGAGUCAAGUCGAUGUAUUUUGGAAGUUUUCAAAUCAAAUUGUUUUGUCAAUUCAACCGAUGGAGUGAAUCGGGAAAAUUUGACACAUGGAAUCAAAGAAAACAAGUCUCCUUACAAAGCUUCCUGGAUGAUGCAAUUCAGGGCCGUCUUUUGGCGAUCAGUCAUUUCUCUAUUGCGAGAAUCAGCUAUUAUGAGAGUCAAAGCUUUUGAGACUAUUUUUAUUACUGCUAUCGUAGCUAUCAUUUUCCAAGGCCAGACCAAAGAGUUUGCUAACGUCCGCAACAUUCAAGGUGUCCUCUUCAUAUAUGUUUCCAAUACGACGUACCAAUAUGUUUUUGGAGUCAUCACCGCAAUAUCAGGUGAAUUGCCAAUAUUCCUGCGCGAACACCGCAAUGGAAUGUACCGGACGGACGUCUACUUCCUAAGUAAAACCCUGGCUGACUUGCCCGUCUACAUUUGUUUUCCGUUUGUCUUCGUUGCCAUUACCUAUUACGCCAUUGGAUUGAAUCCCUCGCCCGAUAGAUUCCUUAUCGCUUGCGGAAUAGUCAUCCUCGUCGCCAACGCCGCAACGUCAUUUGGCUACCUGAUUUCUUGUGCAACUGGAUCGACUCAAUUAGCCAUAGAUUUGACCAAUUCGCUUUUGAUUCCUAUACUCCAUAUGGGAGGAUACUUCCUUCGAAGCGGAUCGGUGCCCAUCUACUUGGAGUGGAUGCGCUAUUUUUCUUGGUACAUGUACGGUCUUGAAGCGCUUUCCAUCAACCAGUGGUCUGGUGUCAGCUUCAAUGACCCGGCUUGUCCUAACGGGAUCUGCACUGGAGCACAAAUCCUUCGGAAUUUCGAUUUUAAUCCGAACUUCUUCUAUCGUGAUAUUGGCGGACUUUGUGGAUUGAUUGUGGGAUUCCGCAUUUUGGGAUUUUUCGCUCUACUCGUCAAGAUUUCUAAAAGUAAAAACAAAUAAAAAUCUUAGUUUAUUUCCAACAAUUUGUACAAUCUCAUUUUCUCUUAUUGCUUUCAUGUCACUUUCCUUUUACUCUAUUGCACUCUAAAAUAGUUUA
Daphnia pulicaria is the source of this 2162-nucleotide messenger RNA. Its product is annotated as protein white-like. Gene Ontology annotation, molecular function: ATP hydrolysis activity; ABC-type transporter activity; ATP binding. NCBI's taxonomy places the organism in Eukaryota, Metazoa, Arthropoda, Branchiopoda, Diplostraca, Daphniidae. Gene Ontology annotation, cellular component: plasma membrane. The transcript has 11 exons. The record is from RefSeq and is a predicted model, not a curated record. Bases 86 to 2065 code for a protein of 659 amino acids.